GUUUUCCUUUUGGAUUUCUUUUCCUGUGGCGUACAAGAAUUCUCUUCUUUUAUUUCCCUUUAUCCCUUCUUUCGCUUCGUUUUCUUGCUUGUAUACGUUCUUUGUUCUUCACUUACAGCCUACACUCGCUAUGGCCUCAACCACAACCACAACCACCGCCAUGGACACCAUUGCCGUCGUAACCUCGUCGCGCGCUGUGAUUUCCGGCCGUUUGACUUCAGCCACCAUUGUCAUCUCUCGCCGUACUGGCAAGAUCACUGCUGUCUUCGACUCGGUCAUUCCCGCCAACGAAUUCCCCGAGGGAACCCCGUAUACCGACUAUUCGCCCCAUGUUCUGCUUCCCGGCUUGGUCGAUGCCCAUGUUCACCUCAACGAGCCCGGUCGUACUGAAUGGGAGGGUUUCUAUACUGGUACUCAGGCUGCGGCCUUUGGAGGUGUCACCACUGUCAUUGAUAUGCCGCUAAAUGCCAUCCCGCCAACAACGACUGUUGUCGCCUUUAAGGAGAAGCUCCAGGCGGCUGAGGGCAAGUGCUGGGUUGAUGUUGGCUUCUAUGGCGGCAUUAUCCCUGGGAAUGCUUCCGAGCUCAAGGCCCUUGUCCAUGAAGGCGUUCGCGGCUUCAAAGGGUUUCUAUGUGACAGCGGUGUCGAAGAGUUCCCGAUGGUAACUUCCGAGGAUAUCAAAAAGGCGAUGAUUGAAUUAGCAGAUGAACCCACCACUCUCAUGUUCCACGCGGAGAUGCAACCGCACGACAAAUGCCAGGGAAACGGGACACAACAUGAGGAAUUCGGACCUGUCGAAGCAUAUUCAACGUUCCUGGCAUCCAGACCAUCCUCCUGGGAGACCGGUGCCGUCGCAGAGAUCAUUUCCCUGGCCCAUCUCGCCCCCAAGCUUCACCUGCACAUCGUUCACUUGUCCGCCAUGGAGGCCAUUCCACUACUGCGUAAGGCCCGUUCCCAAGGCGUCCCCAUCACAGCCGAAACUUGCUUCCACUAUCUUUCCUUGGCCGCAGAGGAGAUCCGCGACGGAGACACGCGCCACAAAUGCUGUCCACCAAUCCGUUCUCAGCUCAACCAGGACGCUCUCUGGACCGAACUGGAACGUCACGGGGACGACGAAGGCGUCAUCAAAACCGUUGUCUCGGAUCACUCACCCUGCACACCCGAUCUCAAACAUCUUCCUGCGCACAUUCCCCCAGGAGAAGCUGACAGCACCCACAACGGCAGCUUUCUAUCCGCCUGGGGUGGUAUCUCUUCCGUAGGCCUGGGCCUUCCCAUCCUCUGGACAGAACUCAGCCGUCGCAAGGGCCUUACUGCCGCACCCGACGACGCCAACACCAAACGUGCUCUCCAGGAUAUCGUGCGUCUCUGCUGCGCCAACACCGCCGCCCAGGUCGGUCUGCAAUCACGAAAGGGUGACUUGGUCCCCGGCUACGACGCGGAUAUCUGCGUAUUCGACGACACGGCUGAAUGGACCGUCGAACCCAACACCAUGCUCUUCCGCAACAAAUGCUCGCCAUACCAGGGUCGUGUCCUUCGCGGUAUGGUCCGCGAAACCUGGCUCCGCGGUGAAAAGGUGUUCAGUCGGGAUGCGGGGUUCAGUAACAAGACUCCUUCGGGUAGUCUCCUGUUGGAGAAACGGGUUUGACCCUAUCGUCCCCUCGUUUCUUUUUACUUAAUUUCCUUUUCUUUCUCCCUUCGUUUGUCCCAUUCGAUCGACGGGACUGUUGACAAAGUUACAGUCAACUUUUCGAGACGACCACUUUGACAUUCGACAUGAUUUGACGACAUAAUGAUCUUGGUUAUGGCUCCUUGUUAUGACUCUCGUUAUGAUCGCUAAUAACUCGGCAGAUAGCAUAUAGAUCAUAGCGUAGGUAUUUUGUUUAGAUUAGAUUUAAUAGCUUCAUUUUAUGGAAUAUCUCUCGUUCAACUCAGUAACUGGGUCAAAUAGAGCUUACUAACAGGACUUUCCAUUGACAAAGCCUCGCCCUCGUAUGCUCCCAUCGACUUAUUC
Aspergillus glaucus CBS 516.65 is the source of this 2011-nucleotide messenger RNA. RefSeq names its product allantoinase alX. The record is from RefSeq and is a predicted model, not a curated record. Lineage: Eukaryota; Fungi; Ascomycota; Eurotiomycetes; Eurotiales; Aspergillaceae. The transcript has 2 exons. Bases 131 to 1645 code for a protein of 504 amino acids. Gene Ontology annotation, cellular component: cytoplasm. Gene Ontology annotation, molecular function: zinc ion binding; allantoinase activity; cobalt ion binding. Gene Ontology annotation, biological process: purine nucleobase catabolic process; allantoin catabolic process.